AUGUCUGGACGCAAUGCUCCGCGAUCCCGGACCGGGUGCGCCACGUGUCGGACCCGGAAGAUUAAGUGUGAUGAGAUGCAUCCUUCGUGUGUCCGAUGUGUAAAUGCCCAGAUGCAAUGUGAAUGGAUUCACAAGACUCCGAGGAAGGCGUCCAGGUCGAAACCACCCUUGAAAGCAUCGGGCGGCCCAGGUCUACAACGAACCUAUUACCCCCUCCGACCGCGGAACAUAGACGCGGGUGUGCAUCUUACUUAUCUAUCUCUGCCCAACUCACAUUUCCUAGCAUCUAGCGAACGGGAAUACUUCGCGUUCUUUCCCCAUACGUCCAUGGUGCGAUGGCUUGGGAAGCCAUGGCAGUGGGCCUCCCUCCAUUAUGUGUAUAGUCAUAUCGCUCCGCGUUCGUCGGUCGUAACAAGGAUGAUUUUGGCAAUCUCCGCCACAGAGCUGGAAGGGAUUCGCCACUUGCAGCGACUUAGAAGUGACCAGAAGGCAUCACACGACCAAUGGCCGGGUGAAGCUGGGACAUCACACUAUCAAAGUGCUCUACGCGAGUUUCAGCUCAUGCUUAGCAAGAACCAUGGGUCCUUAUCGCCUCAGGAAGUGGAUGAAAUUUCGACGGCAUUUUUCCUUAUGGUGACCUAUGAGUAUCUGUUUGGCCAAGAUAGCGCGGCCAUGGAGGUGCAUAUUCAGGGCAUCUACACGUUCCUCAAAGCCCAUGAUUUAGUUCCGAGACUCGGCGAGUCUGGCCAAUGUGUUAGACUACCGAUACUGACGCAACAGUUAUUGCUUUUCGUAAUGUAUGCGAACCUCACAAUAUGCAAGUACGGCCAUCUCCGCCAAUUGUGGGAGGAGGCUGGGCAUGAGUCCUCCUUUGUCUCUACUAUGGACGAGCUCUUUUAUAACAGCCGCACGUCACAACAUGCAAUCUGGCCCGUCGAAUACCCGACCGAAGCAUCGCUGGAUGACAUUUCGGUCUUUCGUCCGCUGGAGCUGACCAACGAAUGCAAAAAGCUGAAAUAUAGACUCUUGCUCAUGCCUCAAAGCACACGAGGAAAAUUUGAAUGGGAUACCAUGGAUUGUCUAGAACAAGACCUAUGUGGCAUUGGAAAGCGAUACCAAGAUUUGAUAAUCAUGAGCCAGCAGCCACGUUCCGACUUGCGGAACCGGCAACUACAAACGAUCUACUUUGCAGUUGCCGAGUAUCACGCGACCACUGUAUUUUUCUGCUACCGGUGGAGCUUGCUUAAUUGUAUGAGCACUCCGUCCGUGUCCUCUCGCGAUGCAGUAAAUGGUGCAUUAGAAAUCAUUAAGAAGCUUUCCACCGAGAGUCCUUCGUGUUUAGGAAGAGUUUACUGGCCGAUGAUUGUUCUGGCCGGAUGUAUGGAGGACUCACAAGACCGCCAGUGGAUCCGGAAGACGCUUGUAGAAUCACAGCAUACGAUAGUCUUUCCGUCCAUGAGGGGGUGGCUUAAUGAUAUGAGUGGCCUCAACCUCUAG
This is a messenger RNA of Aspergillus caelatus, 1497 nucleotides long. Its product is annotated as Zn(II)2Cys6 transcription factor. The record is from RefSeq and is a predicted model, not a curated record. The coding region runs from base 1 to 1497 and encodes 498 amino acids. The transcript is spliced from 4 exons. Lineage: Eukaryota; Fungi; Ascomycota; Eurotiomycetes; Eurotiales; Aspergillaceae. Gene Ontology annotation, molecular function: DNA-binding transcription factor activity, RNA polymerase II-specific; zinc ion binding. Gene Ontology annotation, biological process: regulation of DNA-templated transcription.